Molecule: messenger RNA, 339 nt
Organism: Plasmodium relictum
Lineage: Eukaryota; Apicomplexa; Aconoidasida; Haemosporida; Plasmodiidae
Product: conserved Plasmodium protein, unknown function
Exons: 5
Coding region: 1-339 (112 amino acids)
Source: RefSeq, a predicted model, not a curated record
AUGAUUUGGCUAAGUUAUUUUUUUUUGUCUUUAUUCUUUUUUCUUUUUAUAAAAGUUACUAUUUCGUAUGAAUUUAGUUCUAGGAAUAUAUCAUAUAAGAAAUUUAUGUUUACUGAAACAAAAAUAAGUAAAUUAAAAGUAGCUGAUCCUCCUUAUACUGUUUUUAAUUUUGCAACAGAAGUUGUUAAUACAAAUGAUAUCAUUGAAAAUGAACUACUUAAAAAGGAAAAAAAGGCUAUGAGAAGAUUUAAAUAUGAUUUGGAUGAAAAAAAAGAUAGAUCUAACAAAAUCUUAAACAAAAUCUUAAAGGACAGCAAAGAAUUUUUUGAAAAUGAAUGA